Sardina pilchardus (European sardine) is the source of this 2514-nucleotide messenger RNA. RefSeq names its product zinc finger protein 850-like. The transcript has 3 exons. The record is from RefSeq and is a predicted model, not a curated record. The coding region runs from base 1 to 2472 and encodes 823 amino acids. Gene Ontology annotation, molecular function: DNA-binding transcription factor activity, RNA polymerase II-specific; RNA polymerase II cis-regulatory region sequence-specific DNA binding. Lineage: Eukaryota; Metazoa; Chordata; Actinopteri; Clupeiformes; Clupeidae. Gene Ontology annotation, biological process: regulation of transcription by RNA polymerase II.
AUGAAGGCCAAUAUCGAGUGUGCUUCAUCACACAAGGGAGAACAAGAUAGAGAAGAGAACUGCAAACAUUCAGGCAGAACAACUUUGGCUGACUCUGAAUCCCCUAAAAAACACCGGGAUGUGGACAAGAAAAGAGUGCAUGAGUGCUCGCAGUGUGGGAAAAGUUUCAACUAUCCAUCAUUACUCGCUAGCCGUGAGAAAAUAGAUAUUGGAGAGCGACCUGACCAGUGCUCAGAUUGUAGGAAUGCACCUGAUGAAGGGAGUAAAAUGAAAAAACACACUGGAGAGAAACCAUACCACUGCUCAGACUGUGGAAAAGCCUUUGCUUGUUUGAGUAAAUUGAUAUUGCACCAGAGAAUCCACUCUGGAGAGAAACCAUACCACUGCUCUGACUGUGGAAAAGCAUUUGCUGCAUUGGGUAAAUUGAUAUCGCACCAGAUAAUCCACACUGGAGAGAAACCUCAUCACUGCUCAGACUGUGGUAAAAGUUUCAACUUUCUGGACAAUCUCAGGGUACAUCAGAGAAUUCAUACUGGAGAGAAACCAUAUCCAUGCACUGUCUGUGGGAAGAGAUUUGUUAAUUCAAGUUCCCUCAAGAGUCAUGAAAAAGUGCACAAUGGAGACAAGCCUUACAACUGCAAAUUCUGUGGAGGUUGGUAUGCAAGGCUGUUUGAACUGAAAACCCAUGAAAGGCUUCACACCGGCGAGAAGCCGUAUGUCUGCACACUGUGCGACAAACGCUUUUCUCAGCAUGCUCAUCUAAAAGCUCACUUGCGAACACAUACUGGAGAGAAGCCGUUCCACUGUUCACAUUGUGGGAAAGACUUCUCUCAGAGCAGCCAUCUUACGGUGCACCUUAGGACCCAUACUGGAGAAAGGCCCUAUCGGUGCCCUCAGUGUCCAAAGUCCUUCACUACAGUGAGUCACCUUAAGUGUCACCUGAGAGUCCACACAGGAGAAAAGCCUUACCCCUGCUCUGAAUGUGGAAAGUGCUUUUCCCAGUCCAGUGAACUCAAAACACACCAACAGCGAAAGAACUGCAAUAAGUCAGGUGAUCUUCAAAGUCAUCUGGAGCAACAUGAGCAUCAGCCUUUACGUCGUAAAAAGACCAAUUCACAAGGAUCACGAAAAAACCUGAGAAUCAACAAGCAGAGCAAGCACUCCAGAGCAAGGCCGUGUGGAAAAUCCUGUUCCGGUGUGGAUGAAAUGGAACAUCGCCGUAGGAGUCGAGUUCGAGAGAAGUCGUAUAACUGUGCCCAGUGUGGAAGCAGCUUUUCAAAUGUGAAUGAAUUGAAGAUCCAUAAAAGGCUUCACACAGCCUCCGUCCAACCCCCUGUUCACACUGGGGCCUCUGCAGCUCCUCCUGCUCCUCCCAAGGACCGCUCAACAAGGCAUGUUCCACUGAAGACGCUGACAAUUCAACUGAUGGACUGCAGACAUUUACUGGGGCAGAAUAACACAUUGACGCUACUCGGGGGAGGAGAAGAACAAAGGCCCCAACCACCGACCACUGAUGACAGUCUUGUAGCAUCUAGUACUCAUCAGAAGACUCUGCGAGAAGAAACCAAGUCUAAGAAGAGAGCUAAACACCACAGUGUGAGUGAAAAGAUUCCGAGUGUCUCAAAAGGAGAUAUGCUGCACCACAGCACAGAGAGUGAGAAGAGUCUGACUGUCUCAAAGGGCCAUCAUUACAUUGGCAUCAUAGAGGAGAAGGAGCAGUUCCACUGCACCCCGUGCUUGAAAAUCUUCAGCAGUGCAAAGUCCCUGAAAACGCACAAAGCGACCCACAAGAAAAUGGCCGCUCACACCUGCUCUUACUGUGGACUGAGUUUUAACCAGUCUGCAACCUUAGUGACUCAUGUGAGGAUACACACUGGAGAGAAGCCAUUUGAAUGUUCUGAAUGCCAGAAGAGGUUUGUCACAUCCUCUCAGCUUCAUGUGCACCAGAGAAUCCACUCAGGGGAGAAGCCAUAUGAAUGCACACUGUGCGGAAAGAGGUUCACUCAGAGGUCAGGCCUGAACUUCCACCAAAAAAUCCACACGGGAGAGAAGCCCUUUCAAUGCAAUGAAUGCAAUAUGUCUUUUGUAAGGCCAAGCGGUCUAAAACAGCACCAACGAGUCCACACCCAGGAGAAACCAUACCACUGCUCCUACUGUGGUAAAUCUUUUAACCAUCGCGCUCGCCUGACCGAGCACCGACGUCUGCACACAGGCGAGAAGCCUUACCGCUGCUCCGACUGUGGGAAGUGUUUUGCAAAAUUCAAUGUACUCAAAGGCCAUCGGCGAACACACACUGGAGAGAGGCCAUACUCUUGCACUGAGUGUGAAAUGAGCUUCCGACAGUUGAGUCAUAUCCGUGUACACAUGAGAAUGCACACUGGAGAGAGACCUUAUGUCUGUGACGUCUGUGGUAAGGGCUUUCCACAGCUAGGGAACCUACAGUUUCAUCAGAAAAACUGCACUAAGACCUAAAACUUCUUUGCAGUAGGAAGUUUUCAAGAAGGUUGAAACUAG